Molecule: messenger RNA, 1468 nt
Organism: Elgaria multicarinata webbii
Lineage: Eukaryota; Metazoa; Chordata; Lepidosauria; Squamata; Anguidae
Gene: QPCTL
Product: glutaminyl-peptide cyclotransferase like
Exons: 7
Coding region: 14-1057 (347 amino acids)
Molecular function (GO): glutaminyl-peptide cyclotransferase activity; zinc ion binding
Source: RefSeq, a predicted model, not a curated record
GGCUGCCGGGGCCAUGCUGGGGCUUUACCUGCUCUGGGAGGUGGGGUCCGGCCCCGCUUUGGGGGGCUGGGUGGAGCCGCCGCAGGAGCUUCUGCCGGGCGCCCAGGUGAACCACAAGCCCAGAAGCCUUUCUAGCAGCCAACUGAAACGCCUGACCUCACUGGUGGAUCUCCAACGCCUUUGGAAUACUUACCUGCAACCCAUGUUGAUCGAGAGGUACUCUGGCAGCCCCGGGAACAAAAUCGUUCGGCAGUUCAUCACAGAAAGGCUGAAGAUGCUUGCUGCUUCCUGGCACGUAGAGCUGGACUCUUUCGAGGACCGCACGCCACGCGGCACCGUGGGCUUUGCCAAUGUGGUGGCCACGCUGGACCCCGCGGCCACCUGGCGCUUGGUACUGGCCUGCCACUACGAUUCUAAGUACUUUCCCCACGACAGGCACGGCCAGGCCUUCGUGGGAGCCUCAGACUCGGCAGUGCCCUGCUCAGUGCUGCUGGAGCUGGUGACGGCGCUAGACGUGGAGCUGCUGAAAGCCAAGGAGCAGGGCCUGCAGGUGACGCUGCAGCUGCUGUUCUUCGACGGGGAAGAAGCUUUCGAGGAGUGGAGCGCCACGGAUUCCCUGUACGGGUCACGUCACCUGGCCCAGCGCAUGGCGACGGCCCCACACCGCCCGGGCCUCACCCAGCUCCAUGCCAUCUCCCUCUUCGUUCUUCUGGAUCUGCUGGGGGAGCGCCAGCCCACCUUCCAGGACCAUUUCCCUGCUACAGCCAACUGGUUCCAAAGACUCCUUGGCAUUGAAAAGCGGCUGCACCGGCUGGGCCUCCUGAAAUCCCACCCCCAAGAACAGCUGUAUUUCCAGAGAGAUUCCUACUACAGCCACGUUGAAGAUGACCACGUGCCCUUCCUCCAGAAAGGUGUCCCAGUCCUUCACCUCAUUGCCACGCCCUUUCCCAAGGUCUGGCACACCAUGAAGGACACGGAGGCGAACCUUCACCCCCCCACCGUCGAGAAUCUGUGUAAGAUCCUGGCCGCUUUCCUGGCAGAAUACCUGUGGCUAUAGCUGGAAAGAACCCUUUUAAUCCGGACUUCCCUUUCCUGGGCAAAUCAUGAGACAUGGAACGGCCGCAGGAGAUGCCUGUGACGACAACGAUGCAGCCCCACCCCCUGCCCGAGAUUCAGCGCGGCACCUUUGCGGAAAGUUUGGCUUGUGAGCCAAGGGGGAUAUGUGAUAGGGGAAGAACCACAAACUCUUGUCUGGUGGUUGAGCCGUGGGUGCUGUGGCCAGCCCACCGGGAGGUCCACAGUGUCUGUCUGUCCAUCCUUCCGUCCGUCCAUGAUAACGCAGGAAGGCCAAAGGGAAUGGUUGAGUGGCGGAAGAAGUGUGGCUCGGUCUAUUCCGUGGAAGGCUGCCUUGUGUGGGUGGUCUUUGAGCACCCCCUCACCGCUGGGUGGCCUGACGUAACGCACUCCA